Pneumocystis murina B123 is the source of this 1857-nucleotide messenger RNA. RefSeq lists its product as hypothetical. Bases 1 to 1857 code for a protein of 618 amino acids. The transcript has 7 exons. The record is from RefSeq and is a predicted model, not a curated record. Gene Ontology annotation, biological process: DNA double-strand break processing; mismatch repair; DNA recombination. Gene Ontology annotation, cellular component: nucleus. Gene Ontology annotation, molecular function: DNA binding; metal ion binding; 5'-flap endonuclease activity. NCBI's taxonomy places the organism in Eukaryota, Fungi, Ascomycota, Pneumocystomycetes, Pneumocystales, Pneumocystaceae.
AUGGGCAUUUCGGGGCUUCUUCCCCUAUUAAAGUCAAUUCAGGUCAAAACACAUAUCAAACAAUAUUCAGGAAAAACUAUAGGUGUAGAUGCAUAUAUAUGGCUUUAUAAAGGGGCAUUUUCAUGUGCAUGGGAUCUAGCACUAGGAGAAUUAACAGAAAAAUAUGUUGAUUAUGCGAUGCAUCGAGUUAGAAUGCUUAAACAUUAUGGAAUUAAGCUUUUUAUUGUAUUUGAUGGAGGCUAUUUGCCAAGUAAAGAAAAGACGGAGAAUCAGAGGGGGAAAAGGCGAGCAGAAAGUAAAGCAAAAGGGUUGGAAUUUCUUUCACAAAAUAAAAAGAGAUUAGCUAUGGAACAAUUCCAAAAAUGUAUCAAUGUUACACCUGAAAUGGCGUAUAAAUUUAUAAAGGCAUUAAGAUGCGAAAAUGUUGAUUAUGUUGUUGCUCCAUACGAGGCAGAUGCUCAAUUAGCAUAUUUAGAAAAGCAGGGAAUCAUUGAUGCUAUUCUUACGGAAGAUUCGGAUCUUUUAGUUUUCGGAUGCAAAUGUAUUCUUCUGAAGUUAGACCAAUAUGGAGAAUGUAUUGAAAUUAGAAGAGAGAAGUUCCCACAAGUUAAAGAAAUAGAUUUAUCUGGAUGGUCAGAUGAAAAUUUUCGAUGUAUGGCUAUUCUUUCAGGAUGUGAUUAUCUAGAAGGUAUUCCAGGUGUAGGAUUGAAAACAGCAUAUCGAUUAUUAAAAAAACAUAAAACAAUUGAUCAACUUUUAAGAGUAAUCAAGUUAGAAUAUGCACUUAAAAUUCCACAUGAUUAUGAAAUGCAAUUUAAUUUUGCAAAUCUAACAUUCAUGCAUCAACGUGUAUAUUGUUUAGAUAAAAAAAGUAUUGUCAUGUGGAACGAGCCAAAGACUUCUCUCGGAGAUAACAUCGAUAGAAUUGCUGGUCCAGAUAUACCAGCAGAUAUUGUUCAAGGAUUAAUAUCUGGAGAAAUUAAUCCAAUAACAAGACUUCCAAUUUUUGCAUCAUUAAAUGAAAUUCAAGCAUUUAAUAAGACUAAAGAAAAUAUACAGUCUUCAAAUGAGUACUACAUGUUUUCUAAACAAAGAAAAGAAAGUUCUUUCAACAAUCAUUCAAUUGCAUCUUUUUUUGCUUCAUCUACAAAUAAUUCUCGACCACAGGUCUUAUCUGUUCUUAAUAAUAAUGCAAAAAGAUUGUCGACGAAUGACAUUUCUAGGCAGACAGAAGUGAAACAUUUUAAGGAAGCCUUUCAAGACAAAAAACACUUUAUAUCAAAGAUUAAUCAGGAAAAUACUCAUCAAACAAAUUAUAUUCUUAAUAAAAUUAACUCUUCUACUCACCAAAAAAAAGCAAAUGUUCAUAUAAUUGAUGAAGAAAGUCAAAUAAAAACUGCAGAAAACACAAAUAACAAAGAAAUUGACCGUAAAACCGUUACUAUAGAUUUAGAUAAUUCACAUUCCAGUCAGUUUAAUUCAUUUCAAACUUCUAAGAGUUCUGAAUGUCAAAUAUUGGAUGAAUGUUCUUGGUUUAAUAAUGUUUUUUCAGAAAAGGAUAAUAUGCAUUCAAAAUCUCAAAAAAUUGACAUUUAUGAAGAUAAAGAAUCUUAUAAUAAUUUUAUUUCAAAUUGGCGUCAAUUACAUACUCAUACUUCAAAAGAUUCUUCUAUAACUCACUUUCCUUUAUUUCAAAUAGCUACUCAAAACACUUUUUUAAAACACAGUUUAGAAUCAACAGAAGAGUGCAAAAUAUCUAAGGGGACGUCAUAUGUUAGGAAAUUACCAUCUUGUUUUAAAUUUUCAACAAAUUCUACAGAAAAAAUUGGGAAAAAAAAUAUUUUAACAUUAAAAUAA